Messenger RNA from Solea senegalensis (Senegalese sole), 1891 nucleotides. Its product is annotated as PRA1 family protein 3-like. Gene Ontology annotation, cellular component: membrane. Lineage: Eukaryota; Metazoa; Chordata; Actinopteri; Pleuronectiformes; Soleidae. Gene Ontology annotation, biological process: negative regulation of transport. The transcript has 3 exons. The record is from RefSeq and is a predicted model, not a curated record. The coding region runs from base 107 to 682 and encodes 191 amino acids.
CGCCUCUUGCUGGGAGCACGCAGACGAGAUCAGCUGAUCUGUCAAUAUUACGCAGCAAGUGUGGGUAUGUUUGUAUUUGUGUGAUCAUAAUCUACACGUUGAAGCCAUGGCUGCCAAGAUGGAGCUCGCGCCCCUCAGACCGUGGGACGAUUUCUACCCCGGAACGGACCGUUUCGCCAAGCCAGAGUUCGGAGAUUUAGCCAAGUGGAACAACAGAGUGAUUAGUAACCUAAUGUACUACCAGACAAAUUAUUUCGCAGCGGCAGUGGUGGUUUUCGUCAUCGUUGGGUUCCUCAACCCGUUUGGCAUGUUCCUGGGAGGAGCUGUGGUGACUCUGGUUUUCAUGGGCUCGGUGUGGGCUGGAGAGAACAAAGCCAUCGUCAAGAACUUCAAAAAGAAGAACCCCACCCUGUUUGUUGUUGGCGUUAUGGUCACCAGCUACUUCCUGCUUUCGCUUUGUGGAGGUGUCAUGGUAUUCAUCUUUGGAAUCACCUUUCCUUUGUUGUUAAUCCUGAUCCACGCCUCCCUGAGACUGCGCAACAUGAAGAACAGACUGGAGAACAGGAUGGAAGGUGCUGGGCUGAAAAAAACUCCCAUGGGCAUCAUCAUGGACCUUCUGGAUCAACAGGAGGAGAAAAUUAACAAGAUUCAGGAUUUCCUUGAAAGCAAAAUGAAGGAGUAAAGGUCAAGCUUAGCGUUAAGAGAAUUGAAUGUCAUACAGUAUGGAUUUAGGUUUUCUCAGCAUUAUCCCAUUAAGUUUGUAUCCCCCCCCACGCAGUACAUGUCAAGUUACUGAAGUUUGCAUACUUAUUAGUACUUUAUUUAUGCAUUUGUUUGUAUUAGUUUACACUAAUCAAUGAUUAGACAGACAGGCACUUAAAACAAGAUUAUAAUUAGAUUUGCACACACCCAUUGUGCACUGGAUAGAGAGAUGCACUGGGUACCAACGGUUAGUGAAGAUUUGAGCAUUCCUGUGUAUUAUUACGGCGAUUGCCCUUGUUGACGACACACUUUUGAGUGUUUACAGCAUUUCGACAAAAGAGAGCCGAAUCCAAUCAGAUAACAGUUAUAUCCUUUAAUUUUGCUACCUCAAAACAUGCAUGUAAAAUUCUCUUUAACUGUUAUCUGCUUAAUCAACAGCAAUAACUAUCGUCACGCUAUUUCAGGAGCUGUAUAAAAUCUGAUCUGAGAUCAGUUUGCUUCUAGGCUGGAAUAUGAUUAUAUUGCCUGACUAAUAAUUCUGCCAUUUAAGAUUAAAGUGUCGUCAAAAAUGUUGUGCACACAGUUCCUGACCAUAGAGGCUGUCCUGAGUGUAUCCCCUCUGACCACAGCUAUGCAAUAGUGAAAAAUGAAUGGCAAGUGCAGCUUUAUUGUUUGAAUAUUAUGUCAUGUUAUUAACUUGUCUGUUGUUAUCCCUUUUAUUAUCACAGUAUAGCAUGCAGUAAUGAAUACAAAUGGCUGCAGAUUAGAAACAUAACGUAACUCUGGCAAUGAGGCAAAUAUAUUGCUUAAAUUAAGAUUUUGUUUCUUCAUUAUCAGGAAAUACUGGACUCGAUACAUCUCAUACUGGUUUCCCAUCAAUUCCCCCUUCCUUUUAAAAACCAAAUGAAACCUGUGUUAUCUGUGAUGUUAUGUUAUGUGUAUAACACUGACACUCCUGAUAGUAAAAGCAGUUGUUUCCCCAUUGCUUUUCACUCCUUGACUGCAGUUUGUGCAUGCUUACCUCACAAAUGGUGGUCCAGAUGGAUUGUGUAUGAAAGCUAUAAGUAUAUUAUAUAUAUUUGUGUUUUUCAUGUGACUUUUUCAUUUUUUGAGAAGUGAUGACAAAACCACAGACCUGGACAUAAAACCCAGCUGUCCUAUGUAAAACAAAUAAAGAUAAUCCAGUUUA